CUGUUCCCUCUGCUCUGGGUCUCCGCCGGCGCCCGCCCCGCCAGCCUCACCUGCGCGGCACGUGACCCGCACCGCCCGUGGGCACCUUGAAGGCGGAUCCCGCGCGCCCCCGCUCCUGCAGGCUGUUUUUCUUCAAAUAAAGAACAUGGUGAAACUGAUUCACACAUUAGCUGAUCAUGGUGACGAUGUCAACUGCUGUGCCUUCUCCUUUUCCCUCUUGGCUACUUGCUCCUUGGACAAAACAAUUCGCCUGUACUCGUUACGUGACUUUACUGAACUGCCACAUUCUCCAUUGAAGUUUCAUACCUAUGCUGUCCACUGCUGCUGUUUCUCCCCUUCAGGACAUAUUUUGGCAUCGUGUUCAACAGAUGGUACCACUGUCCUAUGGAAUACUGAAAAUGGACAGAUGCUGGCAGUGAUGGAACAGCCUAGUGGCAGCCCUGUGAGGGUUUGCCAGUUUUCCCCAGACUCCACGUGUUUGGCAUCAGGGGCAGCUGAUGGAACUGUGGUUUUGUGGAAUGCACAGUCAUACAAAUUAUAUAGAUGUGGUAGUGUUAAAGAUGGCUCCUUGGCGGCAUGUGCAUUUUCUCCUAAUGGAAGCUUCUUUGUCACUGGCUCCUCAUGUGGUGAUUUAACAGUGUGGGAUGAUAAAAUGAGGUGUCUGCAUAGUGAAAAAGCACAUGAUCUUGGAAUUACCUGCUGCGAUUUUUCUUCACAGCCAGUUUCUGAUGGAGAACAAGGUCUUCAGUUUUUUCGACUGGCAUCAUGUGGUCAGGAUUGCCAAGUCAAAAUUUGGAUUGUUUCUUUUACCCAUAUCUUAGGUUUUGAAUUAAAAUAUAAAAGUACACUGAGUGGGCACUGUGCUCCUGUUCUGGCUUGUGCUUUUUCCCAUGAUGGGCAGAUGCUAGUCUCAGGGUCAGUGGAUAAGUCUGUCAUAGUAUAUGAUACUAAUACUGAGAAUAUACUUCACACAUUGACUCAGCACACCAGGUAUGUCACAACUUGUGCUUUUGCACCUAAUACCCUUUUACUUGCUACUGGUUCAAUGGACAAAACAGUGAACAUCUGGCAAUUUGACCUGGAAACACUUUGCCAAGCAAGGCGCACAGAACAUCAGCUGAAGCAAUUUACCGAAGAUUGGUCAGAGGAGGAUGUCUCAACAUGGCUUUGUGCACAAGAUUUAAAAGAUCUUGUUGGUAUUUUCAAGAUGAAUAACAUUGAUGGAAAAGAACUGUUGAAUCUUACAAAAGAAAGUCUGGCUGAUGAUUUGAAAAUUGAAUCUCUAGGACUGCGUAGUAAAGUGCUGAGGAAAAUUGAAGAGCUCAGGACCAAGGUUAAAUCCCUUUCUUCAGGAAUUCCUGAUGAAUUUAUAUGUCCAAUAACUAGAGAACUUAUGAAAGAUCCGGUCAUCGCAUCAGCUUACCACAAGUGACUCUAUAGAAAACAUCCAGCUACUUGGGAGGCUGAGGCAGGAGAAUUGCUUGAACCCGGAAGGCAGAGGUUGCAGUGAGCCGAGAUCAUGCCACUGCACUCUAGCCCCGGCGACAAUGUGAGACUCCAUCUCAAAAAAAAAAAGAAAAAAGAAAACAUCCCCAGUCAUGUAUUUACAGGUACAUUUGUAUACAUUCCUAAUACUGAUAGGCACUGCUGUACCUUUUUAGUUAUGUCCAAUCUUUAAAAAAAUUUGGCUUGGUCAUUUUUGCCAAUUUAGCUGUCAAGAUAAUUUUUGUUUUGAGACAGAGUCUCACUGUGUCACCCAGGCUGGAAUGCAGUGACAUGAUCUCAGUUCACUGAGACCUCUACCUCCUGGGUUUAAGCGAUUCUCCUGCCUCAGCCUCCCUAGUAGCUAGGAUUAUGGGCACGUGCCACCAUGUCUGGCUAAUUUUUGUAUUUUUAGUAGAGACAGGGUUUUGCCACGUUGGCCAGGCUGGUCUUGAACUCCUGACCUCAAGUGAUGUGCCCAGCCAAGAUAAAUUUUAGAAUCAUCUUAUGUUACAACACAAAGUGGUAUUUUGGUUAGAAUUACAGAAAACCUAAAAACUAAAUGUUAACUGGGGCUAAAGAGUAGAAAUGCCUGCCCUGCACUGGUAGGUGUUCCAGCUAGAUUAUUUCUUUCAGGUCUAUUCUGAACAUAUAAAAACCUCCUAAACCUGAUCUGCCCACUCUGCUUUUUCUCUAGAGCCUUCACCGUGUUGGGUUAUACUUGGUUAUACUCUGACUUCAGGUAUGCUUUUCAGUUGCAGUUCAAGUAUACUGUCUAAUUCCUAUUUGUCAUCGUAGACUUUUCUCUUUCAUGCCUUUCACUAGUUCUGGAAAUGUUUCAGCCAUUCUCAUCCCCUGCAGCUUCUCUCUUAAGCCUUUCUAGGUGUUUUUCUUGGACCUGCCUACCAGUUGUCUUUCCUGCAGUUGUCUAACUGCUGUUUACCUGUCCAAUGAGAUUUUUUUAAAAUUUCAGUUACUAUAGUUGUCCUUUCUGGAAGUCCCGUGUACAGGGAGAGUAAGAGCAUUGUCUGUGGAGCCACACUGCUUGGGUUUAAAUCCCAGGUCAGUUGCUCCCUACCUGUGUGACCCUGGAAAGUUAUUCAGGCCAUACCUCAGUUUCCUCAUUUAUAAAAUAGGAAUGCUAACAAUAUCUUACAUCAUAAGGUUGUUGUGCAGAUUAAAGAAGUUAAUAUAGGUAAUGGUGCCCUGGAACAGUCUAAUGAUAUGCUGUUUGGCAAUAAGCACUUCAAAAGACGGUCAGUGUCAUUAAUGCCAAUCAAAACCAUGUCAUACCUGUUAAGAUGGCUAGAAUCAAAAAGUAGGAAAAUACGUGUUGGCAAGGAUGUGCAGAAAAUGGAACCUUCAUGUGUGGUUGCUGUUGAAAACAGUCUGGAAGCUCUUCAGAAAGUUAUUACAAUUCCACUCCUAAGUCUAUAGGCAGGAGAAUUGAAAA
This is a messenger RNA of Homo sapiens (human), 2935 nucleotides long. It is a transcript of the gene WDSUB1, whose product is annotated as WD repeat, sterile alpha motif and U-box domain containing 1. Gene Ontology annotation, molecular function: ubiquitin-protein transferase activity. Lineage: Eukaryota; Metazoa; Chordata; Mammalia; Primates; Hominidae. The record is from RefSeq and is a predicted model, not a curated record. Gene Ontology annotation, biological process: protein ubiquitination. Bases 146 to 1432 code for a protein of 428 amino acids. The transcript is spliced from 11 exons.